Messenger RNA from Toxotes jaculatrix (banded archerfish), 1905 nucleotides. It is a transcript of the gene chst10, whose product is annotated as carbohydrate sulfotransferase 10. The record is from RefSeq and is a predicted model, not a curated record. Gene Ontology annotation, molecular function: sulfotransferase activity. The transcript is spliced from 5 exons. Gene Ontology annotation, biological process: proteoglycan biosynthetic process; carbohydrate biosynthetic process. Gene Ontology annotation, cellular component: membrane. Lineage: Eukaryota; Metazoa; Chordata; Actinopteri; Toxotidae. The coding region runs from base 467 to 1567 and encodes 366 amino acids.
AGCUGUGUGGGGUAUUUUACAUUUUGAAUUAACUUCACCGAGAAGGACUAGCGUAGUUCAAGUGGUCUGCUCCAUGUCUGGGAGGGAUAGGUGUGGCUAGCUGGUAGGCUAACUACGUUAUCUGACCAGUUAGCUUGGUUAAAUACAUGCAACAGCGCAGUAGCUGCUGUGUUUGAAUAAGUUAGUCGUAGGUAGCUGACCACAAUAAGCUAACAGAAAGCAGUAACGUUAGCUUUCGUCGUUUUGGCCGUAUAAGCAAAGCUCGUUUAACUUGACACGCACAUAACGGUCGGUGUUAGCUGCGCUUUAACGUGUGGUGAUUUGGUUUGUUUACAAUAGACAUGCUAGUAAUAAGCAAUAGUGAUAUCUGAGCCGAUGGCUGGUUAGUCCGGCACAGCCUUCGGUCAGCUGUCCGCCUGUGUGUGCAGGUGUGAGCGCCGCUCGGUGUUUCCAUGGCCGUCGGCUGAUGUGCGAAGCGAUGCGGCACCACUGGCUGCUCCUCGGGGCUUGCGGCUGGGUGCUGCUCAUCCUCAUGUUCGUCAGCAAGUUCAUCAGCUUCAGAGCCGUGGAUGACUAUGGAGAGAGGGUCGGUGGUCAGAGUUGGACUGUGCCUGGCGCCAAGGUGGUUAAACCCAUCCCUGUUUCCAGCCCGGAAAAACCUGUUCCAAAGCCAUCAGAUCAGCCCUCAGCAGCACCUACAGUGGCAGAUUGGCAGUCAGUCGCUGACCAGCGAAUCGAGCUGCUCUCAACUGUGUGUAAGAACAGCAGCCUCAGGAAUCUGACUCACGUCCCCAUCAGCAAGUUUGUCCUGGACCGCAUCUUUGUCUGCGACAAACACAAGAUCUUGUUCUGCCAGACGCCUAAAGUGGGCAACACACAAUGGAAGAAGGUCCUCAUUGUGCUGAACGGAGCGUUCUCUGCCGUGGAGGAGAUCCCAGAAAACCUUGUUCACGACCAUGAGAAAAACGGCCUGCCCCGCCUCUCUUCACUCACUCCACAGGAAAUAACUCACAGAUUAAAUACCUACUUUAAGUUUUUCAUUGUGAGAGAUCCCUUUGAGCGCCUCAUUUCUGCAUUCAAGGACAAGUUUGUGAAGAACCCACGCUUCGAGCCUUGGUACAAGCAUGACAUCGCUCCAGCCAUCAUCCGUAAGUACCGCAAGAGCCACCGUGACAGCAACCUCGCUGCCUCUGGCCUGCACUUUGAGGACUUUGUCCGUUACUUGGGUGACGUAGAGGGUCGUCGCCGCAUGGACCGACAGUUUGGUGAGCACAUUAUUCACUGGGUGACUUAUGCAGAGUUGUGCGCUCCAUGUGAAAUACACUACAGCGUGGUUGGCCACCACGAGACACUGGAGCAAGAUGCCCCCCACAUCCUCAGAGCAGCGGGCAUCGACCAGCUGGUGUCCUACCCGGCCAUUCCUCCAGGCAUCACCCGCUACAACAGGACCAAGGUGGAGCACUACUUCUCAGGCAUCAGCAAGCGAGACAUCAGGCGUCUCUACGCACGUUACCAGGGAGACUUCCAGCUGUUUGGUUACCCGAGCCCAGACUUUCUACUGAACUAAAAUGAUUAACACUGAAUAAAAGAUAUGUUUUCAUAUAAAAUCCUCAACAUCUUUGGUUUACUGAGACUGAGGUGUAUCGUAGCCGACUGUGUGCCAUAAAACUGGCAAACCUGAACGACCUGUAUGCAGUAGAUGGCACACUGUAAUCUCUGUUCUUAUUUUAGUCACUUUUGUUGGUAUAAGUGACAGGUUGUUGCGAUGUUGGCAAUGUUAGCAAUCACUGAAAAAGUGCUGCCUGAUAUUCAGAUAUAUAACAGUGCUAUAAUGGAGACGGGAGCUGGAACUGAUGAACGUACAGUCAGCAAACCUAUAAUAUCAUGAUACAGUGGAGAUGGGCU